Humulus lupulus (European hop) is the source of this 2571-nucleotide messenger RNA. RefSeq names its product subtilisin-like protease SBT3.18. Bases 4 to 2430 code for a protein of 808 amino acids. Gene Ontology annotation, molecular function: serine-type endopeptidase activity. Gene Ontology annotation, biological process: proteolysis. NCBI's taxonomy places the organism in Eukaryota, Viridiplantae, Streptophyta, Magnoliopsida, Rosales, Cannabaceae. The transcript is spliced from 10 exons. The record is from RefSeq and is a predicted model, not a curated record.
UCUAUGGCUACUAAUAACUCAUCUCAAUGUGUUCAUUAUUGGGGCCUAUUCUUCUUAUCACUACUUUCUCUUUAUUAUGUUGUUCAAUCAACUCCCACACCUCAUCGUGUUUAUAUAGUUUAUUUAGGGCGCAAAUGCCAUGAUGAUCCUAAGCUCACUUCAAACCACCAUCUUCGACUACUCUCCAAUGUCUUUGCCAGUGAAGAAGAAGCAAAAAAGUCCAUACUGUAUAGCUACGAGAAAAGCUUUUCGGGGUUUUCUGCAAUACUCAAUUCUUCUCAAGCAACCAUCUUAGCCGAGAGAAAAGAAGUAAUAUCAGUGUUCGAAAGCAAGAUAUUGAAGCCUCAUACGACAAGAAGCUGGGAUUUCUUAGGGCUUAGUUUGACCAAAUCUUCUGUUGGUCAACCCACUCCACCUCAGCUUGCCUAUGGCCAUGACACUAUUGUUGGAGUAAUUGAUUCAGGUAUAUGGCCAGAGUCUCCAAGCUUCAAAGAAGAAGCUAAAAUGAAACCAAUACCAUCAAGAUGGAGAGGAGAAUGCGAGAAAGGAGAAAGAUUCAACCCUCAAAAGGACUGCAACCGCAAGCUCAUAGGCGCCCGCUACUACUUCAAAGGCUUCGAAGCCGAUUUCAAAACUCUAAUCGCCGCCCCAGAGAUCAAAUCCGCUCGCGACUUUACCGGCCACGGCACCCACACCGCCUCCACGGCUGCGGGUGCCAUCGUCGGCGGCGCCAGCUUCUCUGGCGGCCUAGCCAAAGGCACUGCCAGAGGCGGCGCGCCCAGGGCUCGCCUCGCCGUCUACAAGGCUUGCUGGGGCGGCAGCGGCGAAGGCGAGCAGCAGUUCAACUUCCGGUGCAGCGAAGCCGACCUCUUGAAGGCGUUCGACGACGCCUUGUGGGACGGUGUUCACGUGAUCUCGGUGUCGCUUGGGUCGGUUCCGCCGCUGAGGGAUUUGUUUGAGUCCGGCACUGCUAUUGGGUCGUUUCAUGCGAUGCAGGUGGGAGUGAGUGUGGUUUUCUCGGCGGGGAAUGAGGGACCGGAGACGGGGCUCGUCACGAAUGUUCAGCCUUGGUCUAUCUCCGUCGCUGCUUCUACCGUUGAUCGGAGUUUUCCGACUAGGGUUGUUGUCGAAGGAAACUUCUCUGUCUUGGGAGAAAGCUUUAGCUUUAUUAAUGAACCAAUCACAGGAAAAUUGGUGAACCCACUCGGUCUUUUUAAGAGAGGAAUUUGCAAUGUGGAUCAACGUGAUGUUUCGAAGAAAACAAAGGCUGGAAAAAUAAUAUUUUGCUUCUCGACAAUUGGAUUCAUAAGCAUAGAAGAUGCCAUCGAAGCAGCCAAGAACAUCAGUGCUUCAGCUUUGAUAUUCAUAGAACCUUCGCCUAAGCCAGAAGGCCCUGAUUUCUUCCCCACCGUUCGUCUCGACCUUAUCCAGGGGAUUAAACUCAAAGACUAUCAAUUUCAAUUUGACAAUCUCCCUUUAGCAAAAAUUGGACCAACUAAAACUCUUAUUGGGAAGACAUUAGCACCUAGAGUUGCAUACUUCUCUUCAAGAGGACCAAGUUCACUCGAACCUGAUAUUCUCAAGCCAGAUUUGACAGCACCAGGAAUGAACAUAUUGGGAGCAUGGCCAACAGAAACAGCACCAAGUUAUAAAAUAGAUGAUAAACGUUCAGUGAAAUGGAAUUUUCAAUCAGGAACUUCAAUGUCAUGCCCUCAUGUCUCUGGCAUUGUUGCCCUUCUCAGAUCUGCUCACCCUAAUUGGUCUCCUGCUGCCAUCAAGUCUGCUCUCAUGACCACAGCAUCUACUAGGGACAACUCUGAUGAUAACAUUUUUAAUGAAGGAAUACUCGAACCCUCUGAUCCUUUUGACAUUGGUGCUGGUCAUGUGGAACCCUUAAAGGCAUUGGAUCCUGGACUAGUUUAUGACAUGAAUACCAAUGAUUACAUUCUAUUCUUGUGUAACAUUGGCUACACUACUCAGCAAAUACUAAAACUACUCAUACCUUGUCCUAUUACCCCGGAUAUCGUCCUAAGAUGCCCUAGACAAAGAAAAUCGAACUCGAACAUUAACUAUCCUUCCAUUAGUAUCUCAAAUCUUAGUUGCGCCACCACGAUUCAACGAAAGGUUCGAAAUGUUGGUUUGAGCAAAUUCGUCGUGUAUUUUAGCAAUGUUGUUGAACCGAACGGAGUAGAGGUGGUGGUAUGGCCUAGGGUUUUGUUUUUCUCGUAUUUUAAAGAAGAAGUGACAUACUAUGUUACACUUACACCGCGAAAAAAGUCUCGAGGGAGAUAUGACUUUGGGGAAAUUGUUUGGUCAGAUGGUUUUCACAAGGUGAGGAGUCCUUUGGUUGUAAGUGUUAAUACUAUUUCAAUUAGUUCUACUAUUGAUCAUGAGAGUGAUGAUCAAAUGAUCGUGAUGAGUGAUGUUUGAGUGCUUAUUGUGAAGCUUAAUUAAUUAUGUUUUGCUUCAUUACUAUAAUAAUUACUUGAAGGUGUAUUUAUAUGUGUAACUACUUUAAUUGAAAAUAUUAUCUAAAUAAAAAAGUUGUAAGUUUUUGUUGUUUUACAUUAA